Glossina fuscipes is the source of this 650-nucleotide messenger RNA. Its product is annotated as 28S ribosomal protein S36, mitochondrial. The record is from RefSeq and is a predicted model, not a curated record. The coding region runs from base 238 to 489 and encodes 83 amino acids. Gene Ontology annotation, biological process: 2-oxoglutarate metabolic process. The transcript has 2 exons. Lineage: Eukaryota; Metazoa; Arthropoda; Insecta; Diptera; Glossinidae.
UUCUACAAAUAAUCAAAAUAACAUAUUGUAAUUUAUAAUUUGUGUUUUCAUCUGCCCACCGUUGCGUUCCGUUCGAUUGUCACUUCGUUCUUGGUCGUUAUUUUCGAUGAAAUCAGCUGGCUUGUUUUUGAUUAAAAUUUCAAUACUCUGCCAAAGAAAAAAAUUAAGGGUUCUAUAAGAGAACUUUCGUUAAAAACGUAAUAAUAAUUAAUUUAGUGAUUAUUUAAUUUAGCAAUUAUGGUGUUUCGGAGUAUAAUCGCUCAAGUCGCAGACAAGCGAGUUCCAUUAAUUAAGUUUCGCAAGGGGGGCAGUCAACUUUUGCCUUCCAGCAGUUCUCCGCAUUCACAUACGCAGCAUGCGGGUCCAAAUUCAACAAUAGUAGAAUCUCCAACGAAUGCAAUAGAAGAUUGGGAAUUACCUUCUCGUUAUAAGCGCCUCCCCAUAACGAAUGAUGAAAUGGAAUAUAUAAACCGCGGAGGCCCAGCCUAAGCAGGAAAGAAUGAAUUCUAUCGUGAAAAACACUUGAAAUGUAGCUACGAAUAACGGCGCUGUGUUGCGGAUUUGUCAAUAACAAAAAAUUGUUAUGCAAUAAAUAUAUAAGUCGGUGGAAAAACUGAGGCACAUUUCAAUAAUUAUUUUUCCGUAAAAUA